UCCACCCCCCUCCUCUGGCUCCGCAGUGGAGGCGCAAGGUUCGGGUUUAUCCGCUUCAAUUGAGGACGACCGUGAUGAUGGUGGUGGUGAUGGUAGUGCGUUGGUAGCGAUGAUUGUGAUGAUGGCGGUGGUGGUGGUGAUGAUGGCGCGGAGUGGUUCGUAAGGCGUUGGGUGCGCGCACCUGUGACCGUCUGGAGAGACAUUGAGACGGGGAGACACUUGGGGGAGACAGCGGGGAGACGCUGACAGAUACAGCGGGGAGACGCUGCUGAGAGACACGGGCAGAGAGAGAGGAAGAGAGAGACACGCAGAGACGUGGAGACACAGACGGGGAGAGACAGGGGAAGAGACACAGGGAGACAGCGUGACAGUGAGAGAGAGAGAGCUUUCAGAGAGAGAGAGUCGCGCACACACGGAGGCGCAGAGAGAGAGAGAGCGAGCGAGAGAAAACGAGAGGCAGUGGAGCGGAAAGAAAGCGCGGGGGAGAGCUGAGAGAGAGAGAGAAAUGCGAGGAGUUGUGAGCUGCAUUCACAUCCACCACAGCCUCUCACGGCACCUUGUCCAUUCACAUCGUCACAUCACCGCUUCGCAUCACCCCGGCGCACAUCACACCAUCGCACAUCACACCAUUGCACAUCACACCAUCGCACAUCGCACCAUUGCACCCCCAUUCCUUUCGGCAUUUGAAUCCUCACGACCCUACACAUCCAUCCACGCACCACUCCAAUGUCACGCCUCGCCACCACAUCACCGGCACUCGCAUUGCGUGCUCUGAGCGCUCGGUUACCCGUCGCCGUGACCAUCAUCAUCAUCACAUCAUCGCCUGCAUGACAUCCUCACAUCGCAUCAUCGCCUGCAUCACAGCAUCACGCAUCGCUAAACAGAAACAUCGCAUCUGCAUCAUCGUGUCCAGACUCAUCAUCAUAUCCCUACACACAAUCACUCUACUCGCAUAGCCACAUCGCCCACACACACACAUUUAACAAGUCUCACACACCAUCACAUCCUCACGCAGCCCCCACAUACACGAACGCAUAAUCACAUCACCCACACACACACCGUCAUCAACUCUACGCACCUACACACACACACACCUUCAAACACCAUCAUAUCACCCAUCCACACACGCAUAAAUCACACCAUAAUUCUACCCACAUCCACAGGCAUCACAUCACCCACGCACACCGACGCACAUCACACACACACACAUCACACACAUCACACCAUUACAUAACCCACCCACACCAACACACAUCACACUAUCACUCUACCCACACACACACACCCAUCACAUCACCCACACCGACACAUCACACACACACACACACCCAUCACAUCACCCACACCAACACACAUCACACUAUCACUCUACCCACACCCACACACACCCAUCAACAUCACCCACACCGACACAUCACACACACACACACCCAUCACAUCACCGUCACCCACCCACACCAACACACAUCACACACACACAACCAUCACAUCACCCACCUCUACCGACACACUAUCACUCUACCCACACACACACACCCAUCAACAUCACCCACUCCGGUACACAUCACACACACACACCCAUCAACAUCACCCACACCGGCACACAUCACACACACAUCACACCAUCACAUCACCCACCUCUACCGACACACUAUCACUCUACACACACACACCAACAUCACCCACGCACAUCGCUCAAUCGCUACGCAUCCGUAACCAGCCCCCGGGGACAUCUCCAUCACCGCCACCACCACCACCACCACCAUGCUACAGCUGCUGCGUCUGAUGCUGCUGCUGCUACUGCUUUGGACGCUGCACGGCAGCGGCAGAAGGGCCCAGGGCAGGGAGCUGGCCAUCAUGGGCCUCAUCCCCAUGGACGUGAAGUCGGGUCCCGCCGACUCGGCCCGGGGCAUCAUGCCCGCGGUGGAGCUGGCGCUGGCGCGGGUUAACAGCAAGGGGAGCGGAGCCUCGCUGACUCAGCACGGCCGCCUCGCCAUCAAGUGGUACGACACGGAGUGCGACAACGCCAAGGGCCUCAAGGCGUUCUUCGACGCCAUCAACUUCGGGCCCAACACUUCGUUGGUGUUCGGCGGCGUCUGCCCCACCGUGACGGCCACCAUCGCCGAGGCCCUCCUCUCAUGGGACCUCGUGCAGCUGUCGUUCGCGGCCACGACGCCGGUGCUGGCGGACAAGAAGAAGUACCCCUUCUUCCUGCGCACGGUGCCCUCGGACAACGCCGUGAACCCGGCCAUCGCGCGCUUCCUGCGACACUUCAGGUGGCGCCGCGUCGGGACCCUCACCCAAGACGUGCAGCGCUUCUCCGAGGUGCACAACGACAUGACGAAGAACGGCAAACUGCACGUGAGCAAAUGCAACAAGAAGAUGUACGUCAACUACUUUGGCCAGCUGCUGGCGGGCGUCAUCAAGAUGAACAGCGCUCCCCUCUUCCUCCACCACGUCCUCAUCAGCGGCGUCUCCAGCUAUGACGCAAACCUCGAUUGCUGCUGCCUCUUCAUCAAGGUGUACCAGGGCAUGCAGCUCGUGUGCACCUCGGGCGUCUACGACGUGCAGCAAGGGAGCACCGAUCAGCUCUGCAUCGGCAUCCAGCCGGCGCUCAUGCUCAAGGGGGACAUCCUGGUGAAGUGCUACCACAAGCGGUUUGGCAGUGCGGGGCGGGACGAGGUCUUCCGAGUCCAGUUCCACACAGGGGCCGUGCAGGGCCUGCCGCUCUGCUUCGCAAAACACGAACUGGAUCACGCAAACACCGAUGAGAGGUUCCCACAGCAAGGAAAGGUGGAGUUCAAGCUGUCCACGAGGCCAGAGUCGUCCAAAGACUGCGUGGAGCUGCCGAACGGGCCCGGGGUGCGAGUGCGCUACGGAUCGUCGGACCCGCUCGUCCGCUGGGACUCCUACGAGAGCUUCGUGAACGCGCACAGAGACAGCGACGUGGCGCGGGGCCCUCUGGACGGCGGCGUGUACGCCAGCGUGCGCAGCACCGCACGCUCGCCGCACCGACGCGGCCCCGGCCACACCACCAACAGCAACAACAACGGCACAGCAGGCGCCGGCGCGCCGAGUCUCGGCGGGGGACGGCCAGGAGCGCACCAGCAGCAGCAGCUCCAGCAGCAGCAGCAGCACGCUCGAUCCCGUAGCGCCGACUCGGGGAACUCGUCGGCGUCCGCCAGGACCGACCACACGGACCGCGUGCCGCCCUCGCCGCGGCGGGGCGACCCCGCGGCCAUGGCGGGCCGCGCCGGCAGGCCCGGCGGAGGCUUCGGCGGAGUAGCCGGCGCCGGGGGUCGCUACACGGUGCCGGCGCUGGUGCACGUGAACGGCACGCGCGGCGGCGGCGGCGGCUUCACGGGGGCCCCCGCGCUGCGGGAGACGGACAUCCUGGACGACGAGCCGGGGUACUCGCCGGCGCCGGCGACGCCGCAUCCCCGGCAGGCGCCGGCAGAGGCGCGCUACUACGGCUACCGGCCGCCCGCGGCGCACGAGGCCCGGGUCUCCUUCCAACAGCAGCAGCCGCCGCCGCCGCCGGAGCACUACCAGCGCUACCAGCCACUGCAGCAGCCGCAGCAGCUGUACCAGCUGGAACAUUACCAGCUGCACCAGCAGCAGCAGCGGCAGAGCGGCCACGCGGCGGUGCCCGAGAGCUGGGGCUGGCUCCCGGCGGGCACGGGCGUUGGCGAGGCGCCGCGUGGGUGGGACGCGGCGCCGGCUGGCACGGACGCGAGCGUGGCGCAGCUCAACCUGCUCAUGCUGGACCUCGACCCCGGAUUCUUGACGCCGGCGGCCGGGACCCAUGGGGCCCACGAGGCCCACGGGGCCCAUGGGGGUUACGAGGCCCACGGAACCCACGGGGCCCACGAGGUCCAUGAGGCUCACGGAACCCACGGGGCCCACGGGGGCUAUGGAACCCACGGAGCCCACGGAGCCCACGGAGGCUACGGUGAUCACGGGAUCCACGGGGGCUACGGCAGCACGAGCGGAGGAGGAGGAGGAGCGUCGCCAUGCGGAGGUAACGAGGAGGGCCGCUACGCGCACGCUGCUGCCGGCCCCACCGUGGGCCGCGCCCUCUCCCCGGCGGCCCGGUUCUCGCCGGAGCCUCUCGCCCGUUCCAUCGGCGCUCCUCGCUCCUCUUCGUCGUCCUCCUCCUCGCCGCUCCCGCCACCUCCUCCUCCUCUUCCCGCUCCUCCCUCUUCAUUUCACCCGACGCCUCGGCCCCACGGCGGCCUCCUCUUUCCGGCGCCGGCCGCCGCGGCCGCGCCCGCGCCGUACGGCGCGACGCGCCACCGCAUCUCGCCGGCGCCCGGCCUGGCGAGACCUCUCGGGGUGCCGUCACCAUCUCCCCCUCCCCCUCCCCCACCUCCUCCUCCUCCCCCUCCUCCCCCUCCUCUGCCGCCGCCGCCGCCCCCCCACGCGGCCCGCCGGGCCAACGUGCCGCCGCCGUCGCCGCAGCCGGUGCGCCGCUCCCCAGCGCCUCCUCCGCCGCCGUCGCCGUCGUCGCUACCGCGCUAUGUGCCGUUCGGCGCGGUGCGCACGCCCUUCCAGUCGCUGGGCCCCAUCGGCACCGUCGCGCCCACCGCGCUAACCCCCCGCCCGGCCGGGCCGGCGUGGGGGGGGCCACUGGGUGGUCACGGUGCUGCUGCUGCUGCUGCUGGUGGUGCUGGUGGUGGUAGCGGUGGCUUUGGCGGCAGCGGCGGUAUCGGAGGUGGUGGUGGGUUUGUUGGUUCCGGGGGUUUUGGUGGCACCGGCGGUGCUUCUGGUAGUGUUGGCGGUACCAGCGGCGGUUUCGGAGGCUUCGGCGCUGGUGCCCGUGCCAGCCCCCCGUUGCCGGGACACGGUGGAGACGGCACCGGCGAGGAGGAAAAGGAGGAGGGGGAGGAGGGGGAGGAGGAGGAGGAGUACAGCCUGGCGGGGCUGGUGCGGCAACGCGUGUCAGAGUACAACGCCAUGCUGCAGGGGAGGCUGGAGAGUGGCGGCUCCCCACUCCCCACUCUGCGACUCCGCUCGCACUCCGCGCCCGGGCCCCGGCCUAUGGGGCCCGGGCUGCAGACCCGGGUGGAGUCCAUGCGGCGGAGAGCGGCCAGCGUGGGGCCCCGGGAAGAGGGAGAGGCCCAGGGGGGUGGGGCCACAGGGGCCCGCCACGACGCGGCCUGCGUGCCGGCACCCCGCGAGGAGUACGGGGGGACCCCCUUGGGAGCCCACAGGGCGCCGAGCCCCUACUCCCACUCCCCGACUCCGGGGUACGCGACGGGGCCCCCCACGCCCACGUUCCCCGUGGCACCCCCGACUCCCUACACACAGCUGAGAAGCCACUCGCGACCGCUCGCCUACAGCCCCGGCGAGGACUCCCCGAUCGGGUCGCCCCCCUCGUUGACCGGCGCGGGUCAGCUGAGCAGCCCUGCCGCAUUCGCCUCCCACAGCAGCGGCAGCAGCAGCCUGGAGAGGGGCUCACCGGCUCAUCAGCAGCAUCACCAUCAGCAGCAGCAGCCGCAGCUGCAGCAGCAGCUGCAGCAGCAGCAGCAGCCGCAGUUGCAGCAGCAGCAGCUGCAGCAGCAGCCCGCGCUGCGCAUGGCGACCCCGUCCCCGGACUUCUCCGGCUACUUCGCCGAAGGCUCUGUGGGAUUCGGCGAUGGGUUCGGCACCGCCCAGGCCUACCCCUUCAGGCCCCGCGCCAGCCCCGUCCCUCGCCUGGGCGACCUGACAGACGGCUCGCCCGACGGACCCCGGCACCAUCUCGGCGGCCACCCCGGCCAUCACCCGGCGGGGCCCGCGGGGGCCGGGGCGUGGCGAGGGGGGCCGGCGGGGCUCGGCUUCGGCGGCCCGGCGACGCCGGACAGCCCUCGGCCGUGCCGGCGGAACGUCGCCACGAACACGCCGCCGCCGCCGGCAUCGCCGGCGCUCGCCGGCCCCGGCGGCGGCGCGGUCUGGCGCGACGGCGGCCCCGGCGGCCCCGUGCCGCACAACGGCAGAGCCAGUCCCGAGAUGCGCAGGGUGGCGGGCGGCGCGUUGGCGACGGCACCGCCGUCGCCCCCGCGCCGCUCCGGCCCGUCGCCCGCGCCGCCGAUGUACGCGCCGAUCGGCGGUAGCGGCGGGUACCCGGCGUUCGAGACCGGAGCGCCGGCGGCGCCGGCGUGGGAGGGGGGCUGGGCCGGUCGGCACGGGGCGGCGGCGGGUUACGACGGCGCCGCGCCGGCGGGCUCGCCGCCGUCCACCGGGCCGUCCACGCCGAGCGGCAGCUUCGCCGACGUGUCGACCGAUUUCGCCGGGGGAGGCGUCCCGCAGCACGACACGCUCAAGUACUCCAGCGGCGGCACGCUGUCCGGCGACAUGAGCGCCAAGACAAGAGCCAACGUGAAGUUCGUGCAGGACACGUCCAAGUACUGGUACAAGCCCGAGAUGUCCCGCGACCAAGCGAUCGCGGUGCUGCGGGCGCGUGAGCCCGGCGCGUUCGUGGUGAGGGACAGCCACUCGUUCCGCGGGGCCUACGGCCUGGCCAUGAAGGUGGCCACCGCCCCGCCCGGCGUGCCGCACCCCAACAAGAGCGGUGACGGCACUAACGAGCUGGUGCGUCACUUCCUCAUCGAGUCGUGCGCCAAGGGGGUCCGGCUCAAGGGCUGUCCCAACGAGCCGGUGUUCGGGAGCCUGACGGCGCUCGUGUACCAGCACUCCAUCACGCCGCUCGCCCUGCCCUGCAAGCUCGCCAUCCCCUCGCACGACCCCCUGGACGCGGCGCUGGAACCCGUGGCGCGGGAGCCGACGGCGAGCCCCGUAGUGGUGCCCAGCUCCGUCUCCGAGCUCCUGCGGCAGGGGGCAGCGUGCAACGUCCUCUUCCUGGGCGUGGUGGAGAUGGAGUCGCUCACGGGCCCGCUGGCCGUGGGCAAGGCCGUGAGCGAGACGCUGACGCAGAGUCCCGCGCCCACGCCCACCGUCGUCCACUUCAAAGUGUCGGACCAGGGCAUCACGCUCACAGACAACCAGCGCAGGUUGUUUUUCCGAAGGCACUACCCAGUCUCCACGGUCACCUUCUGCGACCUGGACCCUCAGAACCGACGCUGGAGGAGAGAAAACGGCAACAAUGCAGCUGUGUUCGGCUUCGUGGCGCGCAAGCAAGGCAGCGUGUCCGACAACAUGUGCCACCUCUUCGCCGAGCUGGACCCCGAGCAGCCCGCCUCCGCCAUCGUCAACUUUGUCUCCAAAGUCAUGAUCGGCUCCACCCGCUAGUCGACUUCCUGCCGCCACUCUGCCGACUUGCCGCCGAACUCACCUGCCCGCCAAGCUACAAACGUUUUUCUAAGUCGCCUUCCUCCGCUGCCUCGCGGGGGCCGCCCGCUCGCUUUCACGGCUGUUACGUUGAAGCACCUCCUCGGCAGACAUGAUCUAUCCACUGCUGGACGGGGGCCUCCCCGACCUGCUGUGGACUACACGCGUAUAUGGUUCCCAGAGGCAGGCUGCAGCGGGUGAGGAUUGGGUGACCGUGCCACACCGAUGAGUCCUUGUCGGGAUGAAACCGGUGCAUCACGCGCGGUGUCUGUCGCCGCGUCGUCUCUCUGCGCGUCGUUACGCACUCCACAGCUUUCGUUUCCGCUUUUUUAAGGGGUCAGCGUCCACGUGUUUCCGAUCCGCACGUCGCAGCGAGUCUCAGACACUGGUAAGCGAGCGCACGCGCGUUAAGGCUUUAGGCGCGUCGAUCGCGUAGCUUUUCUAAAUGAAUUCCUCUGCAACUCGGGAGGAGAGUUAGGAAUGAAGGGGGGGGGGGGGGGUCCCUACUGCGCUCCAGAGCUCCGGACGCCGCUCCGCACGGUCGGUGCGAGGGGGGCGACCGUGGGCGGAGAGAGGCUGGCGAUGGGAGGCGGGAGGAGGCAAUGAUGGGGGGGGGGGGGGGGAGAUGAUGUAAGGUGCAGAUGGGAGGGAAAGGAGGAAAAGGGGGAAAUUAUGGUGAGGGGGAUGAGGUGAUGAUGGAGAUGCUGUGAGGAGGGGCAGGAGAUGUGAGGAGGAGAUAAUGGGAGGAGGAAGUGACGAAAGGGGAGAUUAUGUAAGGAGAAAGUAGGGCAAAAAGAUGAUGACGAUGGCGACGAUGUGCACGCCCUGGCUUUACGAGUAUUUACGAGGGCAGUGGGUGAAGAGGAAUCCGACCGUGCGGUCUGUGACGAGGACCUUGCGCGCACGGCGGCGAGCAGCCCAUGCUGAGCAACGGGCCACGAAGACACCUCGAGUCCACGUGACAAGGAAUCGUAACCAUGUGACAAGGGACCGAGCCGCCCAGAAUGCAUUGCAAAGGCUCAGCAUUGCUCCCCGAGCAAACAUAACAGGCGACAUUUUGAUUUGGGGAUAAAGUAUUAUCCUUUUUUUUCUUUUACAAAAGUAAAUGAGACAAAAAAAAUCUGACAGGCAUCGUAAAAUUGAUUUUCAGCUCGGGCCUCGCAAUGAUCCUGCAAAAUUUGUGUUGUCGAGACCCCCACCACCCGACACAUCAAAUUGUCACGUGGGUGCACACGCGUUUCGCGACGCAUCGGUGGCGGAGUUAAACGACAUCGUCAGCUCAGGGGAUGCGGCAAUCGGUCAGGCGGGCCCCUCAAUCCUGUUGGAAACAAAACUCACGGUGGUUGUCAAGGCGCCCCCCCCCCUUCCCCAACUCGAAGCUUUGGCCACCAGGGGGAGCCAAAGGCACCACCUGCCCCCACGCGAGCGACGCUCCUUAUGACGUUUCGGCUCAACUCGCCAAUGGGAAGAGAGUGACUCGGAGUAAACAACGUGCUCACCCCACCCACCCAGUCACUCACCACACCCUCACCCCACCCCAGUCUCACCCCCACCCCAGUCACCCCCUCACCCCAGUCACCCUCACACCUUCACUCACCGACAUCCUUCAAGGACGCGGGACCCAGAGGAUGAACGGAUCCGAAUUCGUGUUUCUGCGAAGCACGUGGUAAGCUCACGUGGCAAGCUCACGUGGCAGGCAAUAAUUAACAACGAUGACGUUAGAGAGAAGCGCCCCGGGUAAUAUUAAUGAUUGUCGAGUAUGAACGCAAAGUGUAAUAACUUAUAGCACGUGCCGCGAAACAUGCGCUAUAACGCAUGCUGUGGGGGGGGGGGGGGGGGGACACGGCAUUACCUGUCGACGCGUACGGUUCAAACCCCGUAUUCUUCUUGUCCAUGGAAAUUUGAGUUUUCAGGUCCAUACGGCGUACAGCCAUUUAAUUUCGGGCAGAAAAAAAGAUCACAUGUGUCUACGUGUUUGUGUUUCUCCCUUGUGAUGGGACGUUGUAGGAUGGAACGUUGAGAUUGAUAAGGGGCACGCCGGGUGACCAAUACGGUCUGAAUUGGUCUGUGAUAAGGUAGGGGGCACUCAUCAGGGGUUGACAGGUAUGGAAGAGUCCCUGGUAAUGGCGUGUGUGUGUGUGUGCGUAUGUACGCUAUCUCGAGGUGAAAUCGACAAGCUAAAUGUAUUUUUUUCCACAGUAACUGAAAUAUUUACGUUGCAAGCGAGACAACAACAAGAAAACACGUUAUACACUUUGCGUGCGUUUUAGAGACGUACGGGCACCCCGCGCGUGCGUGGGCACGUGGGCGCGCGCGUGCACGUGGAGGGCUCAUGGUGGCGACAACGGCUUCGAGUCACUUUUGGGUUCGUUCGGCGUCGGGAGCGAACGAACGACGGCUCCGGUGGGGGGGGGGGGUGUUCACGAUCGGCGUUCGUCGGCGACCGAGAGCCAAAAAAAAAGGCUCCGACUUCUCGAUCGCACCGAGCGCCGCAUACCCCCCUACCCCCACCACCCCUACCCCCCACUUGGGGUGGUGAUGCCCCCGGCCGUCGUCACCGUGCCACGCGCGGGAGCCGUGGUGUGGUGUGUGCGUGGUGUGUGCGUGGGGGUGGUGUGUGCGUGGUGUGUGCGUGGGGGUGGUGUGUGCGUGUGCCAGCGGACGCGCGUGCCUGAUUGGUUCCCGUGCCACUGGAAGCACGUGCCAACUGAUUGAUGCACGUGACACUCGCAGCACGUGACACUCGAAGCACGUGCCGCUCGAAGCACGUGACACUCGCAGCACGUGCCACUCGCAGCACGUGACACUCGAAGCACGUGACACUCGCAGCACGCGCCACUCGAAGCACGUGACACUCGAAGCACGUGUCACCCGAUUGUUGUGUGUGUCAUCUUGAUACCCGUGCCACGCCCGGUGUCCGUCGUGUCCAGGGCAGACGCGGUGCUCCGCGGAUUUUGGGGGGGUGGGUGGAGUCGGCUGCUGGCAGGAUCCGUGCGAAUGCCCCAUCGUCCCGUGAUGCAUUUGAGCACUGCCCGCUCUCCCCGUUACCAAGUGUUACCGCAGUACUAAUAAUUACAGGUUUAUAUAAAUGUUGUGUUCAUGCCUUUAAAGACAUAUGUAUACAUAUAUACGGUCUAAACAAAUAUAUAUUUAUUUUUGGCUGCACUGAAAAUAUAAACUGUGCUUAAUACG
This is a messenger RNA of Lethenteron reissneri (Far Eastern brook lamprey), 10461 nucleotides long. RefSeq names its product tensin-2-like. Gene Ontology annotation, biological process: G protein-coupled receptor signaling pathway. Gene Ontology annotation, cellular component: membrane; focal adhesion. Gene Ontology annotation, molecular function: G protein-coupled receptor activity; protein binding. The record is from RefSeq and is a predicted model, not a curated record. Lineage: Eukaryota; Metazoa; Chordata; Hyperoartia; Petromyzontiformes; Petromyzontidae.